GGAGGGGGCCGCGGAUGAGGAAGUGAAGCGCAGCUGUUGGAGUGGUGGAAGCGAGAAUUGAAAACGGAGACACGAUGGCGGAAGCCCCGGUAGGGCCCGGCCGGAUUCCGGGAGGCGAGGCCGAAGGGGAGGAGGUCUCGCUCGUGGUCAAGAGCCCCGCGCAGCGGCACCCCGACCUCCGCCUGACCGCCCAGCGCUCGUGGAGCGUCCGUCGCCUCAAGGCUGAGCUCCGCCGCCGUCACCCGGACGCCCCGCCUGAAGACGUUCAGAGACUGAUUUAUUCUGGGAAGUUGUUACAGGACCAUCUUUACCUGCGAGAUGUGCUUGCCAAGCAGGAUAUGGUGCAUGCUCUCCACCUGGUGUGCAACUCAAAACUGCAAGAAACAGACGUGAAGGUUGUUGAAGCCAAGCAUCAGCCAGCAGCCUUUAGCCAAGACCCGCCAUUGCUUCCUUCAGUUCAUGCUUUGAGUCAGACGGACAUCCUCGGCAACCAGCCCCUUGGAGCAGAGAAUGCUGGCGAUAGAUCUGUACCGGCGCAGCACUGCUUUCAAGGCUAUUCAUCCUAUACAACAUACCGCAUGCUGCAGUUCUGGUUCCAUCAGUUUUAUGCAAGACAAUACUACAUGCAAUACAUGGCUGCCAGUGCUGUUUCUGGUGACGUAUCCUCUACACGAAGUACGCAGGAGAUCCCAGUUGCAGCCCCGGUUGCGGCCCCAGCUCCUCUUUCUGGUCCUUUUCCUGCUGAAAACCAGGCCGGAAAUCAAAACGUUCCCCCUCAGGUAAACCCAGGGGUGAACCAGAACCUUCGUAUGAAUGCCCAGGGAGGGGCUUUGAUGGAAGAAGAAGAAGAAGGCGGCAAUCGGGAUUGGCUGGACUGGCUCUACUCAGCAACCCUCUUCUACGUCUUCAUCAACAUUGUGUAUUUCUACUCCAGUAUGAGCAGGCUUCUCAUGGUGAUGGUGGGCACCCUGCUGAUGUACCUGCACCAGGUUGGAUGGUUUCCUUUCAGGCGGAGGCCAGCUCAGCCUGCUGAGAACAAUAUUCCUCUCCAAGCAGCUGUUAACCAAGACCAAAACAACAAUUUACAGCAGGAGGAAAAUGCGGGUGGUCAGGGUGAAAUGGAGGCACCUGACACCACACCAGAGAGUCAACCAGCACCGUCUUCGUUCAUGAGCACUGCCUGGCUUUUCUUCAAGACUUUCUUUGCAUCCCUCCUGCCUGAGGGACCCCCAGCUGUGGCCAACUAGCUGGCUGCUUAGCCACACAAAUAGCCAGUAAACUGCAGCUGUCUGUUUGCUGUGAGACCUUUGGCUGAGCAAGGACUGGACUGGACACCAGUUUGAAUGUUGGAAGUGGCCUGGUACCAAUGGACGAAAAGGAAUUAGUCUGCUUUCAAAAGCGAAAGACAGAGAUUGCAGCAGCCAUAAGACCAAAGUACAAGUAUGGUCCAGAGUGCCAGUGAAUUGUAUGGGAAACAUUGAGUGAAGGCCUACAGCAGUGUGCAAUUCUGUACUGAAUGCAUGUAAGGCUGUUGAUGGACCAG
Molecule: messenger RNA, 1543 nt
Organism: Podarcis muralis (Common wall lizard)
Lineage: Eukaryota; Metazoa; Chordata; Lepidosauria; Squamata; Lacertidae
Gene: HERPUD1
Product: homocysteine inducible ER protein with ubiquitin like domain 1
Biological process (GO): ubiquitin-dependent protein catabolic process; negative regulation of endoplasmic reticulum stress-induced intrinsic apoptotic signaling pathway; endoplasmic reticulum unfolded protein response
Cellular component (GO): endoplasmic reticulum membrane
Molecular function (GO): transmembrane transporter binding
Source: RefSeq, a predicted model, not a curated record